Molecule: messenger RNA, 2068 nt
Organism: Talaromyces proteolyticus
Lineage: Eukaryota; Fungi; Ascomycota; Eurotiomycetes; Eurotiales; Trichocomaceae
Product: putative polysaccharide deacetylase
Exons: 4
Coding region: 1-2022 (673 amino acids)
Biological process (GO): Mo-molybdopterin cofactor biosynthetic process; carbohydrate metabolic process
Cellular component (GO): cytosol
Molecular function (GO): hydrolase activity, acting on carbon-nitrogen (but not peptide) bonds; molybdopterin synthase activity
Source: RefSeq, a predicted model, not a curated record
AUGGGUUCUCCUUCAUCUGUGGUCAAGUUGACCAUUUUUCUGUUCGUCGCGAUUGCUCGAGGGAUGAUGCCCAGUCGCAUCCACCAAAAUGAGCUGCACAUCGACACAUUCCAUGAUAGCCCAGUCAACGACCUGGGCUACUGGCAUGGACCAGGCGAGAACCUCAUGGUUGAAUACGAUUACGAUGAGCAAGACGACUCCUUUGUACGGCUAUUUCCAUCAGAUCCAGACAACAACUAUCACACCCAGCUAUCAGACUCAUGCGUCGACUUGACGGAUUAUAACGAUAUGUAUCUUCACCUCUCUUUCUCAGGGAGCAAAAAGUUUUCGAUCUCGCUCUACCAGCAUAAUGGCGAUUGCGAUUCGCACCGGGCACCGUAUCCAGGCACCUUCGAUAGCGUCGAAGCAUCUCGCUACGCAUCGCAUGGGGAAAUUUAUAUCCCUUUAUCACAUUUCUAUAUCGACUUUUCUCGCGUGUCUUCAAUAGCUUUUCAUGGAUUUUACACGCGUGAGGAGGUUGUUCUCCGCAGUGUGGAAAUCGUAGACGACAUACCUGAGCACGUCAGGAUUGCUCGCAAGUUGCCAACAGGCACAAUGGUUCUCACCUGCAAACGGCCCGAUUCUUUUGCGUUUGGGAUUGAUGAUGGUGAUCCGCAGUUGGCCCAGGAAGUGAUGAGGAUUCUCGACGAUGAGAAUAUUAAAGUUACGUUUUUUGUUGUUGGAAAAGGUUUGCUGGAUGAGAGCACAAACCUCACAAAUGUCUAUGCGGAGAUGCUACAACGAGGUCAUCAGGUUGCACUGCAUUCAUACUCUCAUCCUAAGAUGGAAGGCCUCAGGAGGGUUAGCGAUAUCGACUACCAGAUAAGAGAUGGAUACUACGCGAUUAAGGACCUUCUCGGAAUACAUUCACGAUAUUUCCGCCCACCAUAUGGCACUGUCGGGGCGCGUACCAGGCAGCGGCUCGCAGCCUUCAUUCAUAACCCAUAUAUCGUCAACUGGAGCGUGGACAUUGAAGAUUGGCUAUGGGCAGACACAGAUGAGGAGGAGAGGCAACUUGAAGCCUUCCGCAGGGAUAUCGAUAGAGGGGGAGAUAUAGUCGUGAUGCACUAUCUCAGCUGGUCGACAGUCCAGUAUUUCAAAGACGUGAUCCAGAUGGCUAGAGAAACAGGGAAGCAGAUCAUGAGAAUUGAUCAAUGCAUGAUGGAUCCUGAGGCUCCAUCACUACCAGACGAAGAGGACGAUUGGAUGAUGAGAAUGCAUACAGAACAAGUACCGAAAAGAAUCCCUUCAAAGCAUGAAAACAAAUCCAUCUCCACUCCCUUAUCAGACUGCUUAUCAGGCUCUACCCCUCAUCCCUUCCUUAAUCUUCUGAACUGCGUCACAAACUCUAAUAUUUCUCUUUUCAAACUACAUCCCAUUAGCAUAUUAACCAAUAUUUACAGCAUGUCCUCAUCUACACCCACCGAUAACAGCACAACACCCCAGUCCCAACCAGCUGAAAACACGCCAUCGCAUCUCAACCCCUCGACCUACCCACGCACCGCACACCUCGCCUCCGAAAACAUCUACCUCGAACUGACCUAUUCCUCGCUCGACCCGAAUCAAAUCCUGCAUCAAGUCUCCUCGCCGUCCGCUGGCGCCAAUGUACUUUUCCUCGGCACCACGCGCGACACAUUCGAGAGCCGCGCGGUCUCCCAAUUAAGCUACACCUCGUACGCACCACUGGCCUUGAAAACGCUGACGCAGAUCGCUCAAGACGCGAAAACGGAAUACAAUUUGAUUGGCAUUAGUAUUGCGCAUAGGCUCGGCGUUGUGCCUAUCGGCGAGGCGAGUAUUGCGAUUGCUGUGAGUGCAGCACAUAGAGGACCGGCGUGGAGGGCUGGUGAGCAGGUGUUGGAAACGUGUAAGCUGCGACUGGAGGUGUGGAAGAGGGAGGAGUUUGUUGGGCAGAGACCCGAGGAGGGCGAGUGGAGGGCGAACAAGGAUCGGGACGCGGAGGGGAGAAGGAUGGGUGAGAGUUGAGGUAGGUCUUAUCUCGUCGGCUGUUGUUGAAUAUCUCUCUGAAGGG